Xyrauchen texanus (razorback sucker) is the source of this 2644-nucleotide messenger RNA. Its product is annotated as signal recognition particle subunit SRP72-like. The record is from RefSeq and is a predicted model, not a curated record. NCBI's taxonomy places the organism in Eukaryota, Metazoa, Chordata, Actinopteri, Cypriniformes, Catostomidae. Bases 39 to 2036 code for a protein of 665 amino acids. Gene Ontology annotation, biological process: SRP-dependent cotranslational protein targeting to membrane. Gene Ontology annotation, cellular component: signal recognition particle, endoplasmic reticulum targeting. Gene Ontology annotation, molecular function: protein binding; 7S RNA binding; ribosome binding. The transcript is spliced from 18 exons.
UUAUUUUGUCCUGGUGUGUUCCGCUCAUAUGGCUAAAGAUGGCGAGCGGAUCGGGGCCCGUUUCUGCUCUCUGGACCGAAAUCAACCGCUGCGGACAGAACGGCGACUUCACCAGAGCCCUGAAAGCUGUCAACAAAAUUCUCCAUGAAAAUAAGGAUGAUGUGACGGCUCUGCGUUGUAAAAUUGUCUGUCUGAUCCAAAAUGGAGGUUUUAAAGAAGCCCUGAAUGUCAUAAACACUCACACCAAAUCACUGACCAGUGAUAUGAUCGGGUUCGAGAAGGCCUACUGUGAAUACCGUCUGAACAGGGUGGAAAACGCUUUGAAAACUAUCCAGGGAAUAUCAGAACAAACGGACAAACUCAAGGAACUCUAUGGCCAAGUGCUGUACAGAUUGGAGCGGUAUGAAGAGUGUCGUGCUGUGUAUAAAGACCUCAUCAGAAACUCUCAGGAUGAGUAUGAGGAGGAGAGGAAGACUAACCUGUCAGCUGUGUUAGCAGCACAGAGCACCUGGGAGAACACGGCACCAGAGGAUCUGGGUUUACCGGAGAGCUCCUAUGAGCUGUGCUACAACCGUGCCUGCUGUCUAAUUGGUCAAGGAACGCUCAGUGAGGCCAUGAAGAAACUACAAAAGGCUGAAGAGUUGUGCAGGAAUUCUCUGGCUGAGGACUCUGAUAUGACGGAGGAGGAUGUGGACGCUGAGCUGGCUGUCAUUCACUCUCAGAUGGCUUAUGUGAUGCAGCUGCAGGGCAGAAGUGAAGAAGCACUUCAACUCUAUAAUCAAGUCAUUAAACUCAAACCGUCUGAUGUGGGUCUGCUGGCUGUAACUGCCAAUAACAUCAUCACCAUCAACAAGGACCAAAACGUGUUUGACUCCAAGAAGAAGGUGAAGUUGACCAAUGCAGAGGGGGUGGACCACAAACUGGCCAAAAAACAGUUACAGGCCAUUGAGAUCAAUAAAGCCCUGCUGGCCAUGUACACUAACCAGGCUGAUCAGUGCAGGAAGCUGUCGUCAAACUUGCAGGCCCAGAACCCCGGUAACCCCAGACCCGUUCUGAUCCAGGUGGCCUUGCUCUGCAGAGAGAAACAGCAUCAUAAAGCCAUAGAGCUCUUACAGCGGUUUUCAGAUCAGCAUCCAGAAAGUGCUACUGGAAUUAAGUUUACCAUGGCACAACUGUACUUGACGCAAGGUCAUGUGACUAAAGGCUGUGACAUCCUGAAGUCGAUAGAAGAAUAUAAAUACAAACCAGGAAUGAUUUCUGGUCUGGUCACGAUGUACACACAUGAAGAAGACAUUGACAGCGCUAUUGACGUCUUCAGUCAAGCUAUCCAGUAUUACCAGAGAGAGCAGACGGGGUCUGCAGCCCACCUCUCACUGGUGCGCGAAGCUGCGAACUAUAAGCUGAAAUACGGCCGUAAGAAAGAGGCGAUCAUUGAUCUAGAACAGCUGUGGAAACAGAACAAGAAAGACGUCUACACGCUGGCACAGCUCAUCUCCGCAUACUCGCUCGUGGAUCAGGACAAGGCCAAAGCUCUGAGUAAACACCUCCCAUCCCCGGAAACCAUGUCCUUUAAUUUGGACGUUGAUGAGCUAGAAAACUCACACGGAGCCACGUACAUCAGAAAGAAGGCUGCUAAAGUCGUCGGAGAAAGCCAACCGAAAGAACAGGGUCCAGGGGAUGUUAAGAAGAAGAAGAAAAAGAAGAAAGGUAAACUGCCCAAGAACUACGACCCCAAAUCGACCCCAGACCCUGAGCGCUGGUUGCCGAUGCGAGAGCGUUCGUACUACCGCGGCAGGAAGAAGGGCAAGAAGAAGGAACAGGUUGGCCGCGGCACACAGGGCACGACCUCUGGAGCUUCUGCCGAGCUUGACGCCAGUAAAACGGCCAGCAGUCCACCCACCUCCCCUCGACCCGGCUCAGGAACCGGCACCGCGAGCAACGCGGUGCCUCCACGGCAACAGAAACCCGCCGCGCCCGGAGCUGCUCGGAAAAAGGCCCCACAGAAGAAAAAGAAGGGAGGAAAAGGUGGAUGGUAGAGAAAUGGAGAGAUACACAAUUAGAUCUGAAAUAAAUCUCUCGUUUCUCUUUAAUUGGUUUUGAAACGCUAAAAAAAAAAGAGAUGUAACACAGAAGAGGACACCUCUAGUGGCCUGGAGGAUGAAUUGCGCAAACAUUUUUGUCAUAAAAUUCAUGAGGGGUGCAUUUUGAACAUAAUAGGGUGAGCUAUUUUUGCCCUUUGGAAUAAACAAGAAUCGUUUAAAGAGCUUAACGCUCAUACAAGCCUUUUUUUUUUUCAGCACAUUUUUACAUCCAAUCCACUGUGUAAAUGCACUACUAUAAAUCAUAGUGUCUAGGACAUUUCUUAUUUCUGUUUUAAUUUGUUUUUAAGUAAUCACACUUUCUGAUUGGUCAGUUUAUUCCUUGUCCUUGCUUGAUAAAUGUAUGCUUGAGUGUAAAACAACUUUGUGUGUCAUUGGAAAACAAUAGAGGAUGUUUGUGCGAAGUUGAGAGUGAUUUUAUUUUUAACAUUUCUGAAUAAAGCUCAACCCAAAUUAUGAUUUUGAACAAACUCUUCUCAAAGUACCUGAUGCAGAUCCCCAGUGUUAUAUCGUAAUAAAGAGAUUCCUGAAAUAAAAAAAGCAAU